AUGCGCUCAUAUCGCAUAUCCAAUAUACCAAAGCAGUUGGAAGAAGACGAUCUCAAAGGUCUUCUUGGUGAAUCCGCAUCCAUCGAUGUAUUUGCGCCCGCCGCCAACACAACUGAUUCGGAAACGAAAAAGGUGGCAUUGAUCAGCUUCGAGCAGGAACCUGACCCCCUUUCGAAGAAAACCUCCGUGCGGCUUCCAAAGGCGCUCUUGGACAAGGCUGGACUAAAAAGGUGUGACCUUGUGAUUGAUACCGACUUCUUAGGGCUUACCCCACUCAACGCACUCGACGAAACCGUAUUAAUAGAUGUCAUCGCGGUUACCGGGCUCGGGGGACACGCCUUUGGGUCGUGGAAGGCAAAGAAUGGAGAUUUCAUGUGGCUGCGCGAUGCCCUACCAACGGACAUUAGUGGUCUUAGAAUUCUAACAUACGGAUAUGAAUCUAGUCUGAUUGGAAGCACAUCUUUUGCUAGCAUACCAACCUACGCAACGGAACUUCUUCACAGCUUAAUGGGUGCUCGGUGCCAUGAUGAUAGCCUACGGCCUAUGGUUCAUGGCCAGCCCAAUCACGCGCUAGUUGAUGAUCUGAGGCCAGAGUCCACCUUUCUGGACACACUACAUCGUAACUUUUGCAACCAUUUCACGUUUGCGGAUUCCGAGAUAAUUUCAUUUUGGGAAACAAAGCAGUCACAGACUGCUCGGGAGCAAGGAGAUGGAACGUGGAAAAUGAACGGCCCGAUGGAGGUUUUAGUCUCCAAGUCAUCAGCAACGGGUAGCAGGCCAAAUGAGCCAUUGUUCAACGAUUAUCCUAUCAAUGCCACACAUUCAGAAAUUGUGAAGUUUAAAACACCGAUGGACGGUAAUUACACUCUUGUACGAGACAAGGUUAAACAGUUUCGUGACGAGGCACCCUCAAAGGUUAUGAAACGGUUCUGCUCGAGCGAUUCGGUUAGCGACACUGAUAGUUCACUCCGCCUGAUGAACGGCUGGAGCCACCUACAUCUUGCAAGCCACAAGGGCGACAUUGAAAAGGUGAAGCAGCUCCUGAAGGAAGGCGCGGCAAUCGCAGGAACUGCCAACAACGGGGCGACGGCCCUUCACCUGGCAUCAAUUGCGGGGCACGAGUCCGUCGUAUGGCUGUUACUGGACAAAAAGGCGAGUACCGAAGCAGUUGACUGCUUCGGAUCGACUGCUUUAUUCAGCGCUUGUGAAGGUGGAAAUGAGAAUGUCGUGAAGCUGCUGCUUGAGAAAGGAGCAUAUAUCACAACACGAAACAACAAGGCUCUGACGCCUUUGCAUUGUGCCGCGAUGAAUGGGAAAGAGCUUGCGGCAAGAGCAUUGUUGGAUCACAAACCGGAUAUCAUCGAGGAACAAAGCUCCGAAUUUCUCACACCUCUACAUUCCGCUGCAAUAGCUGGUUAUUGUCCUAUGGUAAACCUUUUGUUCAACCGUAAAACAACUAAGGAGGCAGUCGAUACGAACAAAGCCACACCAUUGCACCACGCAUGUUUGCACGGAGCUGAGGAGGUUGUCAAGGAGCUGUUACUUGCAGGAGUCAACAUUGAAGCUAAAACCACCAUAGGAUGGACACCUCUCUAUACUGCUGCUAGUAAAGGGCACAGAGGCAUUGUUGAGCUCUUGCUAAGUAGAAAAGCAAAUAUAGAGGCAAAGACUAACGAGGGCUGGACAGCAUUACACGCCGCCUCUAACCUUGGUCAUGGGUCAACAGUAAAGUUAUUGUUGGAGAAAUUCGCCAUUGUCGAACCGAUUUCUGUGACCGGCGGGACACCAUUACAUGCAGCAUCGGUCACUGGACGAGAUAGCAUAGUGAGCUUGCUAUUGGAUUUUGGAGCCCGCAUAGAGACAAAGACCACACCAGGGUGGACAGCGUUGUAUAUUGCCGCGUAUGAGGGUCAAGAAGGGGUGGUACGCGUGUUGCUGGAUCGGGGAGCAGAUAUUGAUGCAAGAAUGCUAGACAAUAAGAGGCCUCUGCAUUGUGCAGUCCUGAGCGGACGCGAUCUUAUGGCAGCUUUCCUUCUUGCUCGAGGGGCCGACAUCGAAGCGAAAGGUUACUGUGACGCAUUACUCCCCCAGAUGUUUCCUGAACAGGAUCGACGUAAGACAGUCCGCAUCACUGAAACACCGCUGCAACUGGCUUCAGUGAUGGGAUAUACCUCACUUUGCAAGCUUUUUAUAGACCGUGGAGCAGAUUUGGAAGCAGGAAGUAUGGGGUACACAGGCUUACAUGGAGCAUGUCUGCAAGGCUCUGUUGAUGUCCUUAGCACCUUGCUGGAUCCAGGCGCAAAUAUUGAGGUUCGAGGCCUAGACGGCGUCACCCCUUUACAUAUGGCAUCGGCCAAGGGUUAUGCCGAGUGCGUUCGUAUUCUACUCGAUCGGAGGGCGCAGGUUGAGGCCAAAACAAAGUCUACUUGGACCGCACUGCAUUUUGCAUCAAGUAAUGGUCAUGGGCGGGUUGUACGAACACUGCUCAUUCGGCAGGCAAAUAUCGGGGCAACAGACUGGUUAUGGCGAACGCCAUUAAGUCUUGCAAAGAAUGGCAGGCACUCGGACGUUGUUGAACUGCUCACUGAGCGCGGUGCGAGAGAAAGCUCUUGGUGGAGACGCUCUCCAGGUCCUCCUGUCUCGAGCAAAUCUGACACUAGACUCAAACCUAAAGACAUACCUUCUGAGGCGGAGGAGAAACCAGUCCCUGGGGACCUACAUGUCGAUGCCAGAGUGAAUAUCCACGCACCAGCUAAAUCAGGACGCGUUGAUGGUAGUCACAUAUCUUACGCCGGGUCGAAUGUAGGAAGCACCACAACAAAUCAGCAUCUUGCACUUCCAAAGCCUUCGAUUGUCACCACUACGCCUCCCAUGUCACAUUCACACAAUGAGGCAGGGUCGUCUAAAAGAAAGAGGGAUCCGUUUGAAGAGGAUGACGAUUCAAACCAAAUUAAGAAAAGAAAAGAUGAUGGCACAGAGACGCAGGAGAAGGGAGAGGAAGAAGAGGUAGAUUCCCAAAGUGCAGAUGACUGGCCUAUUACCAAGAGCAUUGUCUCCCUGCUUACAGGGUGGUGA
Molecule: messenger RNA, 3075 nt
Organism: Morchella importuna
Lineage: Eukaryota; Fungi; Ascomycota; Pezizomycetes; Pezizales; Morchellaceae
Exons: 5
Coding region: 1-3075 (1024 amino acids)
Biological process (GO): protein localization to ciliary inversin compartment
Cellular component (GO): ciliary inversin compartment
Molecular function (GO): protein binding
Source: RefSeq, a predicted model, not a curated record